UUCUCUAACGGAGGUCUGAUGGAGGUCUGACGGAGAAGCUGGUCAAUUGAGUUCCAGCGGUGGUGGUCCAGCGGUGGCGGUCCAGCGGUGGCAGUCCAGCGGUGGCGUCCACCUCAGAAUGAAGCACCCACGCCUUCACUCCUUCACCCUCCUCCUCUUCGCCCUCCUCCGUCUGGGCCGGAGCUCGGGCACGGUGGAUAACCGGCCCUCCUGCCGUCGAUGCGACCCUCAGCUCUCCUGCAACUGCUCCUUUGGCGGAUUCACUCGUGUUCCCACGGUAACUGACCACGCCCGGACUCUGGACCUCUCCUUCAACAACAUCACCGCGGUGACCGACGACGACCUCAAGGGCCACGAGCAAUUGAAGGUUCUGGAUCUCCACGCUAACAGAAUAGCCAUCAUCCAUCCGUCAGCGUUGGACUCUCUGUGGAGCCUGGAGGAGCUUGACCUGUCCGACAACCAGCUGAGCACCCUCAACCACAGCUGGUUCAGUCACCUGGGAGCUCUGCAGAAGCUCCACCUGCUCAACAACCCGUACAGCCGUCUGGGAUCUCCUCCGCUGUUUCGAGGACUCGUCGGACUCAGGAGUCUGGCAUUUGGAGGUCCAGCUCUGCAGGAGUUGAGGAGAGGAGAUCUGCACGGCGUCACCCAGCUGGACGAGCUCACCGUGCACGCCAACAACCUGGCCAGAUACCAGUCUGGGGCUUUGGCCGACAUCUGGCCGCUCGGUCGCGUCACCUUAAACGUCCAGGGCCUAACAAACGUCACCUUGACCUCGGCCGUGCUCAGUGACGUGUCGUACCCUGAGACGCCCAUCACCCUGGAAGACAUUCACAUGACCGGGAAUGAGUCUGCUCAGGCUUUGAGAGAGGCGGCCAGGAAGAGAAUCAGGCAGCUUUCCUUCCGAAACCUUUCUGUGUCUGAUGAGGUGUCUAUGGACUUCCUGUUGCUGUUUGAUGGGGCACCGCUGACCUCCCUUUCCUUCGAUGGUCUCACUCUUACUGGCAAAGGCAGUUGGGUACGUGCCAACAAGACAAACCUCGGAAGCAUGGACGAGAUUUUCGUCAGGAACCUCGUGGUGGUGGACAUUUUGAGCUUUUUCAUGACUGCAGAACUCUACUUCCUGUUUCAGUUCCAGAGGAAGGUGUCCAUCAUAAACUCCAAGCUGUUCUUGGUGUCCUGUAAAACAACACAGGUGAUGGUGAACGUGGAGUAUCUGGACGUGUCGGACAACCUGCUGACGGACAUGACGCUGGAGUACAUGAUGUGUGAAGGCAGCAGCACGUUGAAGGAGCUCCGGGUUUUGAACAUCAGUGGAAACCCUCUGAAGUCUUUGUCCAUGGUGAGCCGGUUGGUUGCGAAGCUCACCAAACUGACCCACCUGGACAUCAGCAGAACCAGCUACAGCUCCAUGCCCUCCAGCUGCUCCUGGCCCUCCGCCCUCCGAUACCUCAACAUCUCCAUGUCGAAGCUCACCACCACCACUCCCUGUCUACCCACAUCGCUGGAGGUGUUGGACCUGAGCUACAACGAUCUCAGAGACUUCACGGUGCUCCUGCCCGUGCUCAGAGAGCUCUACCUAUCUGGGAACAAGUUUCUGAGGUUGCCUUCUGGGCAUCUCCUCGUAAAUCUGCGCACCCUAACCAUACAGUCCAACACCCUGAAUGUGUUCAGCCACUCAGACCUCCAAUCGUUCAGACGACUCCAGAACCUCCAGGCGGGCCAGAACAAGUUCAUCUGCUCCUGCACCUUUGUUCCCUUCCUCCAGUUUCAUCUUCGAGGAGAUGGAGACGUUCAGUUGACGGAUGGAGAGGCCAGCUACAUCUGUGACUCCCCUCUCCACCUGCAGGGGAAGCCCGUGAGUGGAGUCCACCUCUCUGUCGUCGAGUGUCACCAGGUUCUGUUUGUGUCGGUGAGUUGUGGGUUGGCGUUGGUCGUCGGGGUCGUGCUGUGCGUCCUGCUCUGGCGACUCCACGUCUUCUGGUACCUGAAGAUGACCUGGGCGUGGCUCAAGGCCAAGCGCAGCUCCAAGAACCGGCGGCGUAGAGAUACGGAGGGAUGGGAAGCGUUGCUGUCCUUCGAUGCCUUUGUUUCCUACAGCGAAAGAGACGCUGGCUGGGUGGAAAACUUCCUGGUACCUGAGCUGGAAGAGCCCAGUGACUCCAACUCCGGGAACGCCAGUUCAUUCACCCUUUGCCUCCACAAGCGGGACUUCCUUCCUGGACAUUGGAUCAUGGACAACAUCAUGAACGCUAUUGAGCGCAGUCGUCGGACCGUCUUCGUCCUCUCUGAGAACUUCGUCCACUCCGACUGGUGCCGCUACGAGCUGGACUUCUCCCACUUCUGGCUCUUCGACGUCGGCGGCGACGCGGCCAUCUUGAUCCUGCUGGAGCCGCUGUCCAAGGACGACGUUCCCAAACGCUUCUGCAAACUGCGCAAGAUCAUGAGCUCCACCACCUACCUGGAGUGGCCUCAGGAGGAGGAGAGGAGGCCGGAGUUCUGGAGGAGCCUCCGCAACGCUCUGAGGGGAGACGAGGAGGAUAAUUAACUUGUUGCCAUUCCUGUAAAAGUCGCCUAAAACGCCUAUCCAAGGCAUACCCAAAGUAAAUUGAAACCUGUUCUUGAACCUUUUGAAGUACAUAGAUGGUUUUGGUCUCUUUUAAAAAGGUAACACUCUGAGGUUUUUACCCCAACUGUCAGAAUCACUAACUCCUACAUUGAGUAAUCUAAGUUUGAACACACUGAAAUAGAAGGUUUUUAUUUCAGCCAGAAAUUUGUUUUGUAAUCAGAUGUCUGCAGAUGAGUGUAGCUGGGACUUAUUAGCUGGAAAACACAAUGGCACCACAGCAUGAAGCCUUAUCUAGUGCAUUUUCAAAUUUGAUAACAAUACCACAUAAAAUUCGUAUUUUACACAUGUUUCUGUAAGAUUAUGUCUAGAGCUUUAAAAAAAUGGCCAUUUGGAGAUGCCAAAAAGACACUUGGAUAACCAUGGGCAUAACUCUUGAACCUUUGGGCGUGUUCCAGCCAGCUCACUCCAUUUACAACAUGGCACCGCCCAGAAUAAUGAAAGAGAAAAACCCAGGCGUGAUGUCAUCAAGGCUUUUUCCACUACUUAUAUAUUCCAUGUUUUUAUUUGAGUAACUGUUUCCAGAAAGAACUUCAGCACAUCUGUGAAGAUGUUCAUUCAAUAGUUUACUCAAAUAUUAGUUGUUAUUUUAUCUUUAAACCAUUAAUUUCUUCUAAAGUAUUUCUAUUUCCUUGUUGCUUGAGGCUAAAUGACCUGUUAUUUUGGCUAAAUUACUAUUUUAUUUUAGCAGUAGUGCAAGCCGCAGGCUAGUUAUGACUUUUUUCAUUACCUAAGCUAACCGUUGGACCGUUGGACCACAACCGUUGGGGUGGAACCAAACCUAGACCCCUUGCAGUUUGCAUACAAGCCGCGUAUUGGAGCUGACGAUGCACCUCACCUUCCUGCUGCGCGGAGCCUUCACGCACCUGGACAGGGCAGGCAGCACUGUAAGAGUCAUGUUUUUCCACUUUUCCAGUGCGUUUAACACCAUAAGACCUGUUCUACUAUGGGGGGAGCUCCUGGACAUGCAGGCGACCGACUCACUGGUCACCUGGAUCGGGGACUACCUCCCAGGCCGGCCACAGAACACCAACUCAGACACUAUACUGAGCAGCACGGGGCUCUUCAAGGGACUUCAAGGCCUUUAAUGUUCACACUUUAAACCUCAGACUUCAGGUACACAAUCAUGCCAUCUGCAGAAGUGGAUGACUCUGCCAUUGUGGGCUGCAUCACUGGUGACCAGGAGGCUGAAUACAGAGAUGUUGUGGGGACAGAACCACCUGCAACUCAAUAUAAGAAAAAAUAAAGAGCUGCAGGUGGACUUCAGGAACAAGAGAACAACCCAUCCCCACAAUCCUAUCAUCAUCAAGUCUUACUGAGGUGAACACCGUGGAUUGCUACAGGUACCUGGGGGUUCACAUAGACAAUAAACUGGACUGGACAGCCAACACCAAUGCCCUCUAUAAGAAAGGGCAGAGUCUCUUUUUCCUAAAGAGACUCAGGUCAUUCAACGUCUGCAGGACCAUGCUGGGAUCUUUUACGCUGUGGUGUGCUGGGGCAGCAGGGUGAAUGUAGUAUGUAGUGCAGUACUUUUGCAUGUAGUAUCAGUGUCAUAGCAAAACCAAGAUAAAAUAAAGAUACAGUGUGAACGUUACUGUUGGUAAAGAGAGCAUAUUGAUGGUUACAUAGCUGGAGAGCAUAUCCAUACAAUGGAUUAUAGUGCUGGAUACAAUACAAUCGGAGGGAGGUGUUCAUACUGUAGGCUCAUCAAUGUGAUGUGAGCCCAUAACGAGUCCCAGACUGGUGCUUUGGUCUGGUUUGUAUUGUUCAACUUGUUGAGAAGUUCAUAUGAAGCUGUUUUUAUCAUAAUGUUUAUUCACUCUUUCAGUUCCGGGUUUUUUUGGGUGUUUCCCACAGUUUCAGUAUCGUUCUGGCAGCCGUUGUAGUUUCUGCCAUGAUUACAGAGAAUACUCUGCUAGUUAUGUUGUGUAUUUGGCUUCUGUUCCCUAAUAGGCAGAAUCUGGGAGAUAAUGGUAUGUCACUUCCCAACCAGUUGCUCAGAUUGUUCAUUACAGUUUUCCAGAAAGGCAGAAUGACAGGACAAUCCCAUAUGCAGUGUAGUAGAGUUCCUAUGUGUUUUUGACAUUUCCAACAAAAGUUAUUAUUUAUUAUACCUGCUCUGUUGAGUCUUUGUGAAGUCCAGUAAUACCUGUGUGUUAUUUUGUAUUGUGUAAAUUUCCCUUUAGCGUCCCUAAUGUAUUUCCCAUUGUUAGAUAUGAUUCUCAGCCACCCAUGUUAUUUUCAGGCCCCUAUUUUCAAGGAAAAUGGCGUUAUACAGAAUGCAUUCUUGUUCUCCAGAAUGCAUUCUGUAUAACGCCGGGUGAUUUU
Cololabis saira (Pacific saury) is the source of this 4954-nucleotide messenger RNA. RefSeq names its product toll-like receptor 2 type-2. Lineage: Eukaryota; Metazoa; Chordata; Actinopteri; Beloniformes; Belonidae. Gene Ontology annotation, cellular component: membrane. The record is from RefSeq and is a predicted model, not a curated record. The transcript has 12 exons. Bases 119 to 2548 code for a protein of 809 amino acids. Gene Ontology annotation, biological process: toll-like receptor signaling pathway; inflammatory response; immune response. Gene Ontology annotation, molecular function: triacyl lipopeptide binding; protein binding; transmembrane signaling receptor activity.